AUGGAGGUACCGGCUAAGGCUGAAAUCCAUAAAGAGCACAGCCAGAAGGCCAAAAACCUUGAGGAACAGAGUCAGCCUUUUGCCGUGCCCAUGGCUUCAAUUCAGGAUGAUGACGAGCGUCUUCUGGCCCGCAUUGGCUAUAAGCAAGAGCUUCGGCGAGAGUUUUCGAAAUGGUCCACAGUCUCCUAUGCCAUUAGCAUCUUGGGCGUGCUUGGUUCGGUGCCUGCGACUCUAGGGCAGCCUCUUGCCGUUGGUGGUCCCGGCACAGCUGUCUGGUGCUGGCUGAUCGGCUCGUGCAUGGCUUUACUGAUCGGAAGCUCCGUUGCCGAAUUGGUUUCUGCAUAUCCCACAGCCGGUGGUAUGUACUACGUGACGAAACAUGUGGUUCCAUCUGAUCAAAUGCCGGUUUUUGCGUGGUCGCAGGGAUUCUGUAACCUGUUAGGGCAAACCGCGGGAGUUUCCUCUGUCGCCUAUACAAUUGCGCAGAUGUUGCUUGCUUGUAUCAGUAUGAACACUGAUCUUCAUGACGGUCAAUAUGCAUAUUCACCGUCGGCUCUCCAGACAGUCUUGGUAUCUAUAGGAGUUCUUUUGGUGCUGGGCAUCAUUUGCUCCUUGACCACCAAGUCGUUGCAUCGCAUUGUUAUAUGGUUUGCACCCAUCAAUAUUGUGGCGACGAUUUGUAUCUGCUUUUUCCUUUUGUACCUCACCCCAAACAAGCAGCCCGCGUCCUGGGUCUUUUUCCACUUCACAGAUGAUUCGGGGUGGGGAUCCAAGGUGUUUUCGUUCUUUCUUGGCUUCCUGGCGGUAGCGUGGACCAUGACCGACUACGACGGCACUACCCACAUGUCAGAGGAGACACAUGAUGCCGCAGUGCGUGGACCCAUCGCCAUACAGACAGCAGUCGUUGUUUCUGGUGUGUUUGGGUGGCUUUUAACCGUCUGCAUGUGUUUCUGCUUGACAGAUUACGAUGGGAUUAUGAACUCUCCCACCGGUCUACCGGCAGCUCAAAUUUUUUUCAAUGCUGGGGGAAGAACAGGUGGUACUGCCAUGUGGGCCUGCGCCAUUCUCGUACAGCUGUUCACUGGCUGUUCGGCCAUGCUCGCGGAUACUCGGAUGGCAUUCGCCUUUGCUCGAGACAAUGCGCUUCCAUUUUCGCCCUUCUUGUCCAGCAUCAACUCUUAUACCCAGACACCAGUCAAUGCAGUCUGGUUUGUGGUCCUUUUCAGUGUCUCGUUGAAUCUGAUCGCUAUCGGGUCUACUGAAACAGCUCUGGCCAUUUUCAGUGUCACUGCUCCCUGUCUUGACCUAUCCUACGCGUCUGUGAUUCUGGCCCAUCAGCUUCACAAAAAGAAAGUGAAGUUCAUCGAAGGGCCUUUCACACUCGGGCGAUGGGGCACCGUCGUCAACUACAUUGCUAUCAUUUGGGUGCUAUUUAUCAGUACCAUCCUACUCUUUCCUUCGCAGGUACCGAUUACGCUUACAAAUAUGAAUUACGCUUCGUGCGUGAUCGUUGGACUUGCGAUGAUCGGAUGGAUCUGGUGGAUACUCGUUGCCAAAAGAAAAUACACGGGCCCUCAAACCAACGAUAUCAUGAGUGAAAUACCACAAGAAGACCCUGCAGAAGAGUCUGGAGGCCGACCCGACAGCGGAUUAGUUUAA
This is a messenger RNA of Penicillium oxalicum, 1659 nucleotides long. RefSeq lists its product as uncharacterized. Gene Ontology annotation, cellular component: membrane. Gene Ontology annotation, molecular function: transmembrane transporter activity. The coding region runs from base 1 to 1659 and encodes 552 amino acids. Lineage: Eukaryota; Fungi; Ascomycota; Eurotiomycetes; Eurotiales; Aspergillaceae. Gene Ontology annotation, biological process: transmembrane transport; amino acid transport. The record is from RefSeq and is a predicted model, not a curated record. The transcript has 8 exons.